UUCAUGCAAAAAUGUGUAAGUAUAUUUAAGAAAUUGCUAAACCUUGUUAAACCUGAUACUGAUAAAUAUCAUUUGUAAUAUGGUGAUUGAGUAUAUUUCAAGCUAAAACAAGACUAACCAAAACCAAAAAUAUCAUGAAAUAUUGGCUCUUCAGCUCUGUAAAUGUACCUGAACGUCCCCUUAUUGUCAAUAAUAAAUUUUGAAUAAAACAAAUGACUAUACAAUACAUACAAGAAAUGGAAAUAUGUCAUUGUCAAAUGUGUUUAGAAAUAAAUAAAAUUCAGGCUAAAAUUUUAAUAUAAAAAAUCUGGUCAUAAUAGAACAAUUUGUUGGGAAAAGAGCCCUCAGGGUCUACAGAAUAUGAACCUACAGCAGCUGGUUAGAGGGCUUGAGAGUUUUCACUGUCCAAGGAAUCUAAAAGGAAAUUAAAUAAACAGAGGAAGCAAUUCCAGAUUUCUGCUUGUAAGCUGGAAAGAAAUCCUUUGUAGCAUAAGCAUACCUUAAAAAGUAUAAAACUGUAUAACACAGAUAUUCUAUUCUAACAGUAGGAGAAACAAAAGGCCAAGAAUAAAUAUGAAUAAUAUCAAAUAAAUAGAUUUGAAGUAAAUUUUCUGUGAGGAAAUCUCAAAAUGUUUGAAUAGUAACACAUUUAAAUGAAUCUUUAAGAAAAUAUAUACAGUAAAAAUAUCUUGAACACACCUCAGAGAAGCUGGACUGAUAAGCUGAAACAAGAUAAACUAUAAGUGAUAAAUAUUCAUUGCCAGUUUAAUAAGUAAUACACAGGUAAACUUCAAUGCAUGUGUUGUCUUAACAAAGACCAUCAUUUUUUUUAGGGACUUUUCUGCCAGAAGCAUGUCUGGAGACAGGAAGGAAGGUGAAGAAAGAAUAGUAGAUCCAAAACAACCUUUAUUGAAAGAUGACUUGUUUUUCAAUAAUGUUUAUAAGAUUAUAUAUUAAACUGACACCAAUUAUGGCUGAAUUGUAGAUUUAUUAGAAGCAGCAGUAUGAAAUAUGUGAUGUAAAUAUGAAUAGCCAGUUCGUGUGACACAAAGAAGUGAUCAAACAUUGGCAUGCAUUAUAUGUUUUCUUCUCCACUGACCAACUGUAUAGGAAUCACUCUCGGAUUUACUUCUCUUGAGCUUAGAAAAUGGCCAGGACCCUGGAGUUCCUCCUCUAAAGUCUUCUUCACUGUUUCAUGCAGAUUGGGCAAGAGACAAUAAUCAAGGAUGAAAAACCAAACCACACUGACAACCUUCAUCUUGCUAGGACUGACUGAUGACACGAGACUGAAAAUUUUGCUUUUGAUCUUUCUAUUUCUUUCCUACAUGUUGAGUGUAUCUGGAAACCUAACCAUCAUCACCCUCACUCUGAUUGAUUCCCACCUUAAAACACCUAUGUAUCUUUUCCUUCAAAACUUCUCUUUCUUAGAAAUUUUCUUCACAACUGCCUGUGUUCCCAGAUUCUUGUUUAGCAUAUUAUCUGGGGACAAGUCCAUUACCUAUAAUGCUUGUGCCAGUCAACUCUUUUUUACAGACCUCUUCGCAGUAACAGAAUUUUUUCUCCUGGCCACCAUGUCCUAUGACCGUUAUGUGGCCAUCUGCAAACCUCUGCAUUACACGACCAUCAUGAGCAGCAGAGUCUGCAAGAACUUCAUCCUCUUCUGUUGGGUAGCAGCACUGAUCAUCAUUCUCCCACCAAUCAGUCUGGGUUUGGGCCUGGAAUUCUGUGAUUCGAAUGUCAUUGAUCAUUUUUGCUGUGAUGCAUCUCCUAUCCUGAAGAUCUCUUGCUCUGACACAUGGUUGAUAGAACAGAUGGUUAUAGUGUGUGCUGUGUUAACAUUCAUCAUCACUCUCAUGUGCGUAGUUCUUUCCUACACUUAUAUCAUCAGGACUAUUCUAAGGUUUCCCUCUGCCCAGCAAAGGAAAAAAGCCUUUUCCACGUGUUCUUCCCACAUGGUCGUAGUUUCCAUUACUUAUGGUGGUUGCAUCUUCAUUUAUGUCAAACCUUCAGCAAAGGAUGAGGUGGCUGUUAAUAAGGGGAUUUCACUCCUUAUUACUUCUAUUUCACCCAUGUUGAAUCCCUUUAUUUACACACUGAGAAACAAGCAAGUGAAGCAAGCUUUUCAUGACUCAAUUAAAAAAAUUGCAUUCCUCUCAAAGACGUAGGGAAAAAAGAGUCUAUGAAACCAAUUAAAAGGAAGAAAAAACAGGCAGAAAACCUGAAGUUUCUGAUAAUAUUUUUGUCUACGUGAUUUAUUCUCCAGUCUUAUGGACAUUUGCCCUUUGUGUUUAAACGUGUUUACUAUGAGCCUUGACUGUUCCAUUUUUUACACUCUAUCAAAACUAAAUUCUAAGAUGUUUACUUUUACUCACUAGCAGAAACUGCUUUGUGAAACAUGUUGGUUGGUAUUCCCAGAAACCCAAUAGACUACAUUUUUCUGCCACAUUUCUACACUGUGAGGUGUGGCUCUGUAGACUAUGUUAUAGCUAAUAGUAUGGGUGUGAAAGGGAUGUGCAUUAUUUCUAGACCUGCCCAAUAAAAAUGUACAAUACAUGAUCCACCAUUCUUUUUCCUAAACUACCAGCCAGAUGUCCACGUUUAAAUAUGACUUUGUAAGCUUCAUGUUGAUGAUGAAUU
Messenger RNA from Pteropus alecto (black flying fox), 2637 nucleotides. RefSeq names its product olfactory receptor 6C2-like. Gene Ontology annotation, molecular function: G protein-coupled receptor activity; olfactory receptor activity. The transcript has a single exon. The coding region runs from base 1227 to 2165 and encodes 312 amino acids. NCBI's taxonomy places the organism in Eukaryota, Metazoa, Chordata, Mammalia, Chiroptera, Pteropodidae. Gene Ontology annotation, biological process: G protein-coupled receptor signaling pathway. The record is from RefSeq and is a predicted model, not a curated record. Gene Ontology annotation, cellular component: membrane.